AUGGCGGAUCCAGGUUUUCCAGGCAAGAAUACUACCACAACUACUGUACAUACAAACAGUACUACUACUGUCCAAACCAAUGUGCGAUUUGAUCCAUUCUAUAUUAGAACCAUACCUGGGAUACUAAAAUGUGCUCAAAUGGCGCUCAACUUAAUAGGAUUCAUCUGUAUAGAAUGCAGCGGGUACUUAGCGACUCAUUCAAGGGGAGCCUUCUUCAAUUUCGUAGCUAUGACUGGAUUUUGGUUUACGGGCAUCCUGUUGGCGUUCUACUUAUUCCACCUUAUAGAAAAAUUCCACAGGGUGGCAUGGCUAAAGAUUGAAUUCAUAUUUUGUGCCGUAUGGACUGGUUUAUAUUUGAUAGCGGCGUCUUUAGCUGUAUCGUUUCACCAAGAAGCCUAUAUUGCCGCUGGGUUCUUCGGUUUCCUCGGCAUGAUAGCGUACGCAGUCGAUGCUUUCGUGAAGUUUAGGGCCAUCCAAAGUGGCCAACUUGCUCAAGGAGAAAGAGUAGUCAGCCGGCAAACGACAACUGUAACUAGUCCAGCAUAUUAA
Messenger RNA from Diabrotica balteata, 549 nucleotides. NCBI's taxonomy places the organism in Eukaryota, Metazoa, Arthropoda, Insecta, Coleoptera, Chrysomelidae. The record is from the annotation of a GenBank genome assembly.